Molecule: messenger RNA, 423 nt
Organism: Aegilops tauschii subsp. strangulata
Lineage: Eukaryota; Viridiplantae; Streptophyta; Magnoliopsida; Poales; Poaceae
Source: RefSeq, a predicted model, not a curated record
AUGGAGGCAUAUCUAGAGGAGGUACGCAAAAUUGAAAAACAAUUCUUGGGCUUGGAAUUGCAGCACGUACCACCCGACACGAACAAGGAGGCGGAUGACAUUGCCAAGAGGGCAUCCCGGCGUGAACCCCAUAAGCCUGGCGUCUUCGAAGAGCAGCUCUUCAAGCCAUCGGUGGCUCCCCCCGCUGCAGGACAGACACUGCUCCGGGAGGAACCACCCAUGGCACCCACCUCGGGCACCCCGGUCUGCGGUCCGACCUUCGGAGCUCGCCUGCUCCUCGCGCUUGAACAUCAGGAGGGGUGCUGGAUAGAGGAGUUCAAGGCGUACCAGCUCCUAGGCACCUUGUCAGAGAAGGAGGAACACACGAAAUACGAGGCCCACCAGGCCACCGCGUACUGCAUCCAGGACGGCGAGCUCUACUGA